Zea mays is the source of this 465-nucleotide messenger RNA. RefSeq names its product serine/threonine-protein phosphatase PP1-like. The record is from RefSeq and is a predicted model, not a curated record. Gene Ontology annotation, molecular function: protein serine/threonine phosphatase activity. The transcript has 2 exons. Bases 189 to 434 code for a protein of 81 amino acids. NCBI's taxonomy places the organism in Eukaryota, Viridiplantae, Streptophyta, Magnoliopsida, Poales, Poaceae. Gene Ontology annotation, cellular component: nucleus; cytoplasm.
AAAAAACCCAUCAAUCUGCAGGAACGAGAGCAGCAGGAGAGCAUCCUAGGAAAAAAAGUUAGGACCAACUGACCGAGCAAAAAAGGUAGCAUCUCUGUAUCACCAAGGCACCGCCGAUCACAGACCAAAUCCCUCCCCCCUCUGGUCCAUCCCACAAGAGUGGUGUGAGUGUUGAAGAGCUCCUCAACAUGAUGGAUCCGGCCUUGCUUGACGACGUCAUACGCCGGCUGCUGGAGGUGAAGAAUAUCAAGCCUGGGAAGAACGCGCAGUUGUCGGAGUCGGAGAUCAAGCAGCUAUGCGCUGCCGCCAAGGAGAUCUUCCUGCACCAGCCCAACCUGCUGGAGCUCGAGGCGCCCAUCAAAAUCUGCGGUGAUGUCCAUGGCCAGUACUCUUAUCUCCUGAGGCUAUUCGAUUCUGGAACACCUAUCAAUUGAACAAGUCAGCUUUUUGUAGGCCAACCUCCUG